AUGGAGGCGCCGAAGCGAACGGCCGAUGUCUCUACUGGCGAUGCGAAUAAAAGACACAAACUUGGUCUUGAGAAAUACGCCAAUUCAGCGAUCUUCUCUGAUGUCACGAUCCGCUAUGGCCAUGCAGGAGAGAUAAAAUUUGAGGCGCACAAGUUGAUCUUAAGUUCAAAGUCCCACUGGUUUGAGGCCGCAUUCACGGGUGGCUUUCAAGAGACGAGUGCCACGCAAGUCCGCUUGUAUGACGACGAGCCGACCGCGGUAACAGCAAUGCUCAAUUUCGCAUACCAUGGUGCCAUCGAAUUGCCAGGACCGUGUCUCCCUGUGACGAAUAUUCUCUUCUGCAUUGAUUUGUGCUGCGUAGCGGACAAGUACGACAUGCCCGCCCUACGCAGGCAAACCGAAUUCUGCUUUUGCAACGAGAUGAACAAUUGGCUUGAUGGAAAGAUAAUCCUGAAGCAAGCCGAAGCAAAAGAGCCGGCUAGUCCUGAGUCCUUCUGCAACAUUAUCAGCAAACUUUACGAAUUACCCCAGACUACUGUCCAGCAUCGGCUUGUAGCAGCAGUGUUUGUCCAGGUCAAUCAAACCGGUGCGAUCAAGGUCUUCAGCAACGAUGGCCUAGUCUCUCCUCUGCUUGAGCAAGCUUGCGAGAAAGUGCCUGAAUUCGGAAGAGACCUCUGCCUGUACAUUCUGAGAAAGAGUGGUACAAAUACUCUGUCUGGUGGGAAGCGUGUCAUCUACGAGAUUGAGGUGACUACUCAGGUGAAAUGUCAAGCUUGUGGAGGCAUCUGGCGUCGAGGAAAUUCCCUGACAGUUCAUUCUGCAGGUGGACAUUGCCCCCAUUGUGGACGUCAUGCCAAAGAUUGGCGGAUGCAUUGCGAGAUCUGA
Molecule: messenger RNA, 885 nt
Organism: Parastagonospora nodorum SN15
Lineage: Eukaryota; Fungi; Ascomycota; Dothideomycetes; Pleosporales; Phaeosphaeriaceae
Exons: 3
Coding region: 1-885 (294 amino acids)
Biological process (GO): proteasome-mediated ubiquitin-dependent protein catabolic process; regulation of proteolysis
Cellular component (GO): cytoplasm
Molecular function (GO): ubiquitin protein ligase binding
Source: RefSeq, a predicted model, not a curated record